GGCAAUUCGCGGGGCAACUAGCUAUGACGAAAUGCAUUUAACAACUUCGCUUUGUACGAAAAUGUCUUGUGCAAGGCAUUGAGAUAAUUCAAUACUUAAAAGCAAGUCGGACACAUCAAUGUGCCUCUUUCCCUCGAUUUUUUGCUUCUAAUCCAAGCAGCUUUCAAUUCCGCGGAAACUCACUUUCAAGGAAAGAGAACCUGGCCAGAGCUCCUCGAACAUGUCACCACCUUCCAUCUUCCGCCUGACAGCACGCCAAUCCCUUCGUUCACGUCCUUCUCCUUCCUCAUUUCGAGCCCUCCGUUCAUUCUCUCAAACCCCACUCUCCAGAUUUCCACGAAAAGACAGCCAAGACAGAACCAGCAUCAACACCGAAGCAACAGAAUACUCGAAAAGCGGGACAGAUGAUGGUGCCGCGAAACAGGAGGAAGCAGCUUUCGAUCCAGAUAUCACGGAUCCGAAGAAGGAAGAGACGGUUGCAGGGGAAGGUCAGGGAUCUGGAAAUCCAUUAGAUGUCUCGCCUGCGAACCCUGAGGUCUCGAAACAAGGGGGAGGAGAGGCGGAUGGUGGUGCUGAGAAUUCGGGGGAGGGGAAGAGCCAGAGUGGAGGUGGGAGUCCGAAGAAGGCAGGCAAGCCAUGAUAACGAUCGAUUUACGUCUGGCAGAAUUUACGGUUGAAGGGAUUAUUGGAGUUUUCGGAAAAUAUUGUUGAAUUUCAAGACUGUCUGCUG
Molecule: messenger RNA, 730 nt
Organism: Hyaloscypha bicolor E
Lineage: Eukaryota; Fungi; Ascomycota; Leotiomycetes; Helotiales; Hyaloscyphaceae
Exons: 2
Coding region: 221-640 (139 amino acids)
Source: RefSeq, a predicted model, not a curated record